Photinus pyralis (common eastern firefly) is the source of this 600-nucleotide messenger RNA. RefSeq lists its product as uncharacterized. The coding region runs from base 63 to 563 and encodes 166 amino acids. NCBI's taxonomy places the organism in Eukaryota, Metazoa, Arthropoda, Insecta, Coleoptera, Lampyridae. The transcript has 2 exons. The record is from RefSeq and is a predicted model, not a curated record.
CUUUAUUUUUACUACAUUUUAAAUACAGGAAUUACGGUUGAAGAUCUCGUAGUAAUCUCGAGAUGAUGAAAGUUACAACAAAAUACGUGCUGCUCAUUGACUUUUUACUGGUCAAUAUUUAUGUGGCACAAGCGAAAGUAAUACCAAACGAAAUACCUCAUAAAUGCGUGUCGCACGGUGUUGACUAUAAGCUAUUGGAAGAACUUCCAAAAUUUGAGGUCGUGAAUAAGUUCGUCCAAUACCCCCUCAAGGAGGUACUUCCGCCGCGAGACUUCCUCCCGGAAGGCAACCAAGUCUAUAACAACUACUUGCGUUGUGUCUGGAAAAGUGAUAGGCUAAUGUUCAGAAAUGACGAUGUUAAUUAUAAUAGGUUAGAAGAGUACGUCAAAAAGGCGAUAACAUCGGUGGUAGGAAGUACCGGUCCCGCAAUUAAUUUAAGCACCCUCCAUUCGAAGGAAAUUGUUGAAGGAUGUAAAUCUAUAGGGGGCGAUCCCGGUACGAAAGUAAUACGUAUGCAAAAUUAUAUUAUAGCAAGAUUACAGCAUCUUGUACAUGUUUUGUAAAUACUAAUUUUUAAAAUAAAUUGUUGUCUUUCUUGUG